AUCUGACUCGUACGCAUGCCCACACGCUGUCACUUUUCACUGGUGUUCGAUGGAAAGUUUUCAAAAUGGACGUUGACCGGCGGUAACGUUGAUUUUCUUGACUCUUCUCCCACGAUGUGGGUCUUUAAAUGUUUCCUUAGCUGUAUAUAUCUUCUAUUGUACUUAAAAUCAGUCAUAGCUAUUUUAUUUCAACAAAUUAGAAGUUAUUUCUCAACCAGUUUACGAACGUGUACACAUGGAAAAAUUAGGGACGACUCGAGAAACCUCACCAAGCUUCCACGACACAUCAGCUUCGUGGUUCUGGAGUCUGACAUUAGUUUUGUAGACCUUGCUCAGCUUAUUGUCUGGUCAAUGGCUAUGGGAAUUCCAUAUAUUAGUGUCUACGAUAGAGAAGGUGUACUAAAGAAGAAUGUUGCAGCUUUCUCAAGCGAAAUUAUUCGGAAGCAAAAGGAAGUUUUUCUAGAGGAAUCCAGCAAAUACACAUUUGUAUUGAGAACAAAGGACGUUAAAUUUGAUUGUGAGAUGUUGGCCCCAACACAGGUGUGCAUCAGCUUGCUGUCGGAGCAUGAUGGUAAAGGAGACAUCGUAGAGGCCGCCAGAGAGUUUUGUUGGGGAAUCCAAACAAAGCAGAGAGCACUGAAAGAAAUGGAACCAGAUCUAUUAAACAGCCUUUUGAAAGCUACUUAUGGCAUACCAGACCCUGAACUUGCCUUCAAGUUUGGCGAUAUAAAAAUGAUAAUGGGAUACCUACCAUGGCAAACCAGACUCACAGAAUUUCUGCCUUUGAGAACUCACAUCAGCAUUGACUACUCGACCUUUCUAUCAUCUCUUAGAAGAUUUGGACAAUGUCAACAAAGAUUUGGGAAAUAACAGCAAUAAUUUGUGUCAAGAAAUGUUUGUAAAAUAGGACAACGAUUUAACUAGGAAUAUUUUUAUUGACAUUUUGUAAAAAAUAUUUAUAUAUCAAGUAUCUGAUCUUCUGUCAUCCUUCAAUAAAUUCUGUUAUGUUGUUAAGGUGAUCAGCCUCUAUGAAUUAAUCAAUAAAAUAAAAGGUUAAUCUACAGUUUUGUUUUCAAAUGUUAGUAUUAACAACAACAAACUUUAUUUGAUUCCUAACUUAACAUUUUCACAAUUAGACUGGCCCGCAACAGCUGUCCAGUUGUACACAUACACCUUUUGCUCUACUUUCUUGCUGUGUUAAAAGCAUGAAGCUUUCAUCCAAUGUACCUGAAAUUAAAAGAGCUGUGUAAAACACCAAUUGAAUUUUUUUUCUGUAAGAUUGAACAGCCAACAUCUGGUGAAUGUGUUAGCUACUUGGAAGUAGCAACCUGCUGACAAUAGCAGUUGUAGGAAAAGAGUUGUAAAUCCCAUAGUAACAAGACUGGUCUUUACUUAUAAUGAAUAGGCACUUUGCACAACCUGGUCACAUUUUACAAAAUACAACUAUGCUGGGAGGCAAGUUACACAGUGGGACUUCCAAAACAAAGACACUCGCACCAAUCCAGCUUGACAUGUAACUUAGGGCAGUAAACUCUAACACAAUUUGCUCCUGAAGAUUGCCACUUUGAGGUUAUGGAGUGGUGUCUGUGUUUUACUUCUGAGUAUCAGAGGUUUGUUAUGCACUUCUAACAGGUGGAAGCUAGCUUGGAGUAAGGGCAUACAUUGUAGUCUUGGAGAAUAGACCAUUUUACAAUUCAGAACUGAAUGAUCUGGCCUGUGAAUAUUAGAUGGGCUGGAGUUAACUUAGUUAUGAUACAAACCUUGAUAAUUUUCAAAUCCACAUUUUUCUGUUACCAUCCUAACUAGUUUCUAAUUGCUAUCUUGACAGGGCCAACUCUUUCCUUGCUUCUAUGCAGAGGCUAGGUUACAUUUCACAGACCUGUAAAGUGGUCUAUUUGUUGGAGAUGUUGUUAAGUUGUAGAAUGAGUUUUAAACUUAGAAAAACAUACAAUAAAGAGGGAUGCUGCAGUUCUUUACUGAAAAGUUUA
Messenger RNA from Orbicella faveolata, 1988 nucleotides. RefSeq names its product dehydrodolichyl diphosphate synthase complex subunit nus1-like. Gene Ontology annotation, cellular component: dehydrodolichyl diphosphate synthase complex; endoplasmic reticulum membrane. The record is from RefSeq and is a predicted model, not a curated record. Gene Ontology annotation, molecular function: ditrans,polycis-polyprenyl diphosphate synthase [(2E,6E)-farnesyl diphosphate specific] activity. NCBI's taxonomy places the organism in Eukaryota, Metazoa, Cnidaria, Anthozoa, Scleractinia, Merulinidae.